AUGGCUUCCUGCAGCAGUGUCCAGUCUGAAGAUCAGUUCCAGUGUUCAAUCUGUCUGGAUGUGUACGAUCCUGUCUCUACUUCAUGUGGACACAACUUCUGCAAGGCCUGUAUCACCAAGUACUGGGACAACAGUGACCUGUGUCAAUGUCCCAUGUGUAAAAUUACUUUUGAUAAGAGACCAGAUCUCUAUGUCAACACUUUCAUCUCUGAGAUGGCUGCUCAGUUCAGGAAGUCAGAGCCACUGAAAGCUGCCAUCAGUCCAGAACUGCGUCAGACUAAUCCUGAAGUGUCAUGUGACUACUGUACAGGUACCAAGCGCAAAGCCCUGAAGUCCUGUCUGGUGUGUCUGACCUCUUACUGUGAGACUCACCUGGAGCCUCAUCAGAGAGUUCCAGCCUUGAAGAAACACAAGCUGAUGGACCCUAUGGAGAACCUGGAGGACAGGAUGUGUCAGAAGCAUGAGAGACCCCUGGAGCUGUUCUGUAGGACUGACCAGACGGGUGUUUGUCUCAUGUGCAUGAAAACAGAACAUAGAACCCAUGACACUGUCACUUUAGAGGAAGAGUACAGACCAAAAAAGAAUGAUCUGGGGAAGAUGAUGGCUGAGAUGAACCAGAUGAUGGAAGAAAGAUCUAAGAAGGUUCAGGAGAUCAAACUCUCAGUAGAGACCAGCAAGAGAGAUGCAGAGAAAGAGAUCACGGCUCUGGUGCGCUCCAUUGAGAGAAGCCAGGCUGAGCUCAUUGAGGUGAUGGAGGAGAAGCAGAAAGCAGCAGAGAAACAGGCUGAAGGGUUGAUUCAAGAUCUGGAGCAGGAGAUCACUGAGCUGAAGAGGAGAAGCACUGAGCUGGAGCAGCUCUCACACACUGAGGACCACCUCCACCUGCUGCAGAGCUUCCCGUCCCUGAGCACCCCUCCACACACCAAGGACUGGUCUGAGAUCAGUGUCCACAGUAGUCUGAGUGUGGGGGCAGUGAGGAGAGCUGUGUCUCAGCUAGAGGAGACACUCAAUAAAGAGAUGGAGAAGCUGUCUGACACUGAACUGAAGAGGAUUCAGCAGUAUGCAGUGGAUGUGACUCUGGACCCUGAUACAGCAUAUCCCAAACUCAUCCUGUCUGAGGACGGGAAACAAGUGAGACAUGGAGACAUAAGGCAGGAUCUCCCUGACAACCUAGAGAGGUUUGAUCGUUGUGUCAAUGUCCUGGGAAAGCAGGGCUUCUCCUCAGGGAGGUUCUACUAUGAGGUGCAGGUUGAGGAGAAGACUGAUUGGACUGUGGGAGUGGUCAGAGAGACCAUCAACAGGAAGGGAAAGAUCACACUGAGUUCUAACAACGGACAGUGGACUGUAUGGCUGAGGAGUGGAGAUGAGUACAUGGCACUGGCUGAACCCCGUGUCCUCCUCUCUCUGAGACAGGAGCCCCAGAAGGUGGGGGUGUUUGUGGACUAUGAGGAGGGUCUGGUCUCCUUUUAUGAUGUGGAGGCCAGGUCUCAUAUCUACUCUUUCACUGGCUGCACCUUCACUGAGAAACUCUAUCCAUACUUCAGUCCCUGUGGGAAUGAUGGAGGUAAAAACUCUGCCCCUCUGAUCAUCACUCCUAUCACACAGUGAAAAAUAAAGAUGUGAAAUGCUGAAGUUCAAAAGAAAAUGUAAAUACAAAAUAUGAAUCUGAACAAAACUUUUGUGAGUGUGCUGGAGACAAGGUCCUUUAGAUUGUCAAACAUUUAUAAAAACUCUUUCUACAGGGGCAGUGCUCCCCUGGUGGCUAACAGGGUAGAGCAUGAACUUCAGACUAAGGCCUUGACUCAGGGUUCGAGUCCAGCCUGGGACAUUUUCUGAUUUUCUCUUUAUUAUUACCUUUCCUAUCGCUCUUUCCCGGUCUGUAUCAAAUAACAGCAAAAAUCUGGUAACAUUUUUAAAUCUUGAAACAGGAAAUAUCAUCCAGUCACCCAUAUGCCUCAGUGAAUGAAUAAAAUAAACUGCAGUAAAAUAAUAUAAAACCUCAUUCAAUCCUUUAAAAAAAACAAUUUUGUACACUACCACAAUCAGUGAAAAGCACAAAUCACCUAUGAAAAGUUCUGUUUAGUUUAGAAAACCUCCAACAUAAUGCUUGUAUUCAGGGAUGAUUUACAAACACACAGUUGUGUUUCAGGUUCACACUAGUUCUGUUCAAGUUGGAAAUGCUCUGAAGAGCAUAAACUCUUGCUUUCUCCCACUGUUUCGGUUAGUGUUUUUAAGUAGUUUAGGUUAAUCCACAUAUUUAACAUUACAAACAAACUCAACAGGUCAGUCAACAAGACAUUCACUUAUGACCAACAGAGUCACUCCUCCUUGCUCUCUCUCAUAGUGGACACACACACACACACACACAAACACAAGCUCUUAAAAUACUUCAAAUUCUACAUGUUUCAAUAGAUUCUGCCUAAACAAAUGGAUUCCUUAAAUAAUUUGAUGACAAAUAGGUCCUAGAAUCAUCAAAAUAUGUCCUCCAACAAUCAAUCUUGAACUCCUACAAACACCCACAGAGAUCACAGACUGUCUUUAGUAUCGGCAUUGAUAUCCCCCCUCAACUGUCUUCAUAGUUAACCCCUCAUCAUCUGUGAACAUAGACAAAGGGUUGUGUUUUGUGUGUGUGUGUAUAGUGCAUUAUUCUUGUGACACCAUCUACUACAGCAAGACUAACAGCAGACAAAGCUACGACAGAGGACAGUUGAGAUAUGAUGUGUGAUGUGAGGUGUUAAUGUCACAGAUGCCAGUUGGCCAGCCUAUGUUGGUCUGCUAUUUCUGUAGUACAUUUUAGUGGGGUUUGAUUGUGAUUUGAGAUGUUUUUGUUUGCUGUGGUUAUUUCCAUUGUCUUGAUUUCAUAUUGUUUACUGUGACUCUCGCAUGGUAUCAUGUGUGUGCUGUUGUCAUGAUAUGUCCAAUGACUGAACUCCCCAGCUGACAGUGACACAGCCCAUCACUCCUAAUAACUUCUUCCACUGAUUGGAUUGAAUGUAUUUUCAACCCGGGUACACACUGUCCAUGCAAACAUGAACACACACACUCACUGAUUUGGGGUGGUCAUGGAGUAGUCCAGCUGUGGUCAAGAUUUGUAACUUAUUUGUUAAUGUCUGAUGUUCUAAAGGGGAAAGGUGGUCUGCUUAAUGUAAACAGGUUCUGCAGACACUCUAGCUUUCUGUCUUGAGUGAAAUGAAACAGGCAGAUGUUAGACGUCCUCUGUAGUCUUUCCAAACCAACUCAAGAGUAUCUGUUCAUGUUGUUGAGUCUAUUAUUUUAUGUAUCAGGGACAAAUAUUGAUGUUGUUUAAUUAAGUGUUCCCCUUUGAUACCUAAACCCCAAAAUGUUGUAAAUAUGUUGAACCUGUAGUUCUCAAACUUAUCAGACCACGUUAAACCUCUUUUCAAACCAAACCGUCCAAGGUUCACCUACAACAAUCUACCAUGUCAGACACGCCACAGAAAAUGAAAUGACCAGUGUAGCCUCUAUGUACGGACGUUUUACUGUUUUAAGAUUGUUCAAUUAUUUACUUGAAAACAUUUUGUUGAAUGUAGAAACUUGUCUCUGUAACACCAGACUAAUCACGUGCAAACAGAUCCCCUCUGACUGCUGAGCAA
Messenger RNA from Hypomesus transpacificus, 3614 nucleotides. Its product is annotated as nuclear factor 7, ovary-like. The record is from RefSeq and is a predicted model, not a curated record. Gene Ontology annotation, molecular function: zinc ion binding; protein binding. NCBI's taxonomy places the organism in Eukaryota, Metazoa, Chordata, Actinopteri, Osmeriformes, Osmeridae.